UUCCUGCCGGGACAACAAGGAACUUUUUGUCAGUCUUGCACAAGAAAAAGCACGUCGUGCUACUUGUGAGGAGUUUGAAACUUCUGCUAUGGCUCCAUUCGGGAAGAACUUCCUGAAAGCUCGUCAGAAAAACAGGACUAAAGACAGCCAGCCCAUCGCUGGGAAGGAAAUCCAGGUGACAGUGUGCAAUGAGGAGAAGGUGGUCUGCGGCGUGUCAAAGCACACUACCUGUGCUGACAUUAUUCAGGCAUUACUAGACGAUCACAGAUCAGCACCGGAGAGCAAGCAGCUCCUGCACGGAGACCCCAAAGACUUCAGUCUGGUGGAGCGCUACAAGGGUUUCGAAAGGGUCUUGCCACCCCUGAGCAGGAUCCUGAGGCUGUGGUACGCGUGGGGGGACCAGAGACCCUUCAUCCAGUUCAUCCUGGUCAAAAGCAACGAUGCUGUGCCUCAGCGGGCGAUGAAGGCAACAAAGACCCGGAACAGAUACACCAGAAAUCCUCAGGUUCUUCCUGUGGAGAAGCAGAAACGCGUAGUGAGGAAGGCCUUUAGGAAGCUUGAGAAACUUCAUAAGGAAAACAAGACGUCCGCCGGCACUGAAGAAAUCGAUCGUAUGGUGCAGCUCAUCCUAAACCAGGACCAAACCAUUCGGGAGCAGAUCCUGCGUAUGGAGGAUCUUGAGACAGAGAUCCAACAGCUUCAAGGGCAGGACGACCAAGAAGACAUGUCGGAAGCAAGCGGGGUUAACUCGGAGGAGAUGGACAAGCUCCUACAAGCAAGCGAUGAUGUUCAGCAGCUGGAGGUUCAGGUCCAGAGGCAGCAGGCACUCAUAGCACAGCUGUGUCGCGACAUAGACAUUGAGCAGAGAAUGGCGGCUGGUGGCGAGCAAGAAAAAGCGUUACCUGCUCCCCACGCAUCCUCCGAGGGCAACGAGUCGCUCCUGGCCGAGUUGGAAAGGAUGCAGGCGGAGCUGAGGCGUAGCUACCUGACCGGCGUAUCCCUCCAUAGUCAGGUGGCCGAGAUAGACAAGCAAAUACGCUGCUGUGAGGCCGCCUGGCUCACCAGGGAUCAAGAGUGCUGGCAGCUGGCAGCUCAGCUUAGAUCGCUGCAAAUGAGCGACGCUGCCCAGGAGACAGCCGGUGGAAACGUGGGGGCGAAAAUGGAGGCCAUGCCGGUCAAGCACGGCUCAUCUCCCAUCGACAUGACGGACACGGACUCCGACACUGGAAUCAGUUCCACGCACAGCCAGGACUCUCUAUUGCCCAGCAUGGACUUCCCUCCACCGCUGGAUACGGAUGUCUAAAGAAACUCUGGACACAAUUUUCAAUCACUGUACAUUUGUCAAGGAUAUCUGGAUUAAACAUAUUUUCACUACUGAACUCAGAGUAGAGAUCUACAAGAUAUCUAUACCACUGGACAUGGAUGUGUAAAGGAUGCCUGGACACAAAUGGCUUAGGAGGCAUUAGGAUGUUUCUACCACGAGACACAAACCAGACUUCUAAAGAAAGUCUACCAUUAGAAACAGACCUUCAAAAGAUGUAUAAAAGAUUUCAACACCACUGAGUGUCUCACAAGUAAUUUUAAUGUCCUGUAGGGUAGAAAAAGCACCAAUGAUAACUGUUGUAAAAGGUCAACUCAAGACACUCACAUUUUUUUCCCCAAAACCUGGUUUUUCAGGCAAACAAACAUUCAUUACCUGACCAAAAAACUACAGCCAAACAAUCCAAAAGGAUUGAAUAUAGAUUUUCAUAUUUUCUGUAAAAGCCAUACUGCACUUAACGUUUUUUUUAAACAAUGUUUUAUAUUAAAACUCACCAGAUAUACUGUAUAUAAAGAAAAUUUGAUUAUAUUUGAUCACAUUCAUUAAGGCCACAAUUGUGAAUUCUGUAUUCCUAAUGUUGAUAUCUGUAUUCUGUCGGUUUUCCAAAAAUAAAUUUGUAGCUUUAAUGCUAUGCUUGUACAAAGAUUAUAUAUUUAUUUAUCCUGCAAUUGUAAUCCACAAAAUGAAGUUGAAAUUUGUAAAAUUUACACUUUCGUAAUAAACUUGAAUAAAAUGUGACAGAAGCGCAAUUUAAUUUAUUUGCACAGAUAAAAAAAAAACAUUGAGAUGUACAAAAAUUCACAGCUCACUUUUUACCUUGAAGGUUUCACUCCCCUUGCAAGCCAACGUUUACAAAAUUGUCUAAUUUUGUUAAAGCCAUGCUAGUUGCAGCAUUAUACACUGCAACGCAAACACAAUGUUAAUCAGAAUGCCGUGUUUUGACUAGUAGCAAUACACACACUUGAGAAUACAAUGUGUUAAAAUUCCCUUUUUGUUCCGCCAAAAAAUGAUGUCAUUUAAUGAUCUGAUUCCGAAAUGCAAAUGUAGGAAUAUCCUUCUGCUCUGCGUAAAAAAAAUAAAUAAAAAUAAAAAGUGUACCCUUCUGGUUUCAAGCAUCUGAAAGAGACUAAAAUUAGGGUGUAACAUAUCAUCAAAAAAGAUCUGUUGGAUUUUUUUUAAAAGGCUUUUCCUGUCAAACGUUCCGCUAACAGACUGCCUCUUUGUUCUCGAGGCAGACGGGCCACACUGGAAGUAGGUGGGGUGUGUGGGGUUAUCUAUUUCACUCACAAAUUGCUAAAGAACCCCCUCUACCAUCCCCUCUCCAACUUUUGUGUUUGAAAGAACACUAGUCUCUUUAACAUAAACGAUUUUAUGUUUGGAACAUAUACAGUGGGGUAAAUAAGUAAUCAGUCAAACCACC
Molecule: messenger RNA, 2741 nt
Organism: Corythoichthys intestinalis (scribbled pipefish)
Lineage: Eukaryota; Metazoa; Chordata; Actinopteri; Syngnathiformes; Syngnathidae
Gene: rassf9
Product: Ras association domain family member 9
Exons: 2
Coding region: 89-1303 (404 amino acids)
Biological process (GO): signal transduction
Source: RefSeq, a predicted model, not a curated record